UUACCAACCACACAGGUGCAGUUGAUGAGGCGGAAGACGCAGGUCUGCGCUGUUGGUUCCACAUCCAUGUUACUAAACCGUAAUAAGCUGUGAUGUAAAAGCAGUAAACAUCCCACUGUCGUGUUUUUGUCCACGCGAGGAAGAAAAAAAAGAGAAGGGAAAGACGAACUCCUGCGGGUCAUGGCUGUGACUUUAGCCGCAUUCAUGCUAAUGUUGUCGGUCUCAUCAUGGAGCCAGACCUCCCUCACUGUCGCUCAGACCUGUGUGGAUGAGAGCAAGUUGAAGGAGCAGGUGCUUAAUGAGGGGGAGCAGAAGCCCCCAUUUCACCUGAACUGCCCUCUAGAAACUAUUCAGCCCCAGCAAUCCAUACAACUGACCUGGCAGAAAGACUGUCAGCGGCUCCACAAUCAAGAUGGGAAAGUCUCUCUGGAGUUUACCAGCCUCAAACUUGAAGACCAAGGCAAUUACACAUGUAUGCAACAAGGCAACAGUUCCACCUCAUUCACUGUCCGUCUUAUAGUUAAAGAGUCCCAGUGCUCCAAACCCCCAGAAUUUCAACCUAACAGAGGCCCGGACACACUGUGGAGGAAUGUGGGAUCCUCUGUGAAACUGAACUGCACUGCUCUGCUUUUCACGGACCAAAAUGAGGAGCAAUGUGACACCAAGCUUCAGUGGAGUAAAGACGGUCAAUCCCUCACCAACCUCACACUUUACAUGCACAAUACCUCCUCAUGGUCUCCCAUUGCCGGCCAGCUGGUGGUUAAUAGUCUUUUGGUGGUUACACUCAAGGAGCAGGAAGAUUUUGGGCUCUACAGUUGCACAGUGAGGAAUGUGUCAUUGGAUUUCAGCCUACAAAAUUCAAACAGACCCAGCCACACAGCUGCUGUUAUUGCAGCCAUCAUCCUGCUGCUGUUUCUGUCUGUAGCUGCCGUUGUGUACUCCAGGUGUCACCUGAACAUCAAACUCUGGUACAAGAACUCUUUUGGAGACUAUGAGCUAAAUGAUGGAAAAUUGUAUGACGCCUAUAUCUCCUAUGUAAACAAUGAUCAUGACAGAAAGUUUGUCAACUUUAUUCUCAAACCUCACCUGGAAAGUAAAACUGGACACAAAGUGCAUCUCAACCAAAAUGACGUCCUCCCUGGUGGACAACCUUCUGCAGAGCUGCUAAUGAACAUUAGUCGCUCUCGGCGUCUCAUCGUGUUGCUCUCUCAUGCUUACCUCGAGCAGGACUGGUGCUGUACUAACUUCAGACAGGGUCUCCUGUACCUGCUGGAGUUAUGUCAUCAACCCAUCCUCAUCAUGUUGGAGGGUCAGUCCAAAUGUAUGAGGCCUGAGGUCAAGCAGCAGCUCAAAGAGCAUCAGCACUGCCUCACUAUACUAACCUGGAAACACAACUCUGUGACUCCGUCCUCAGUCUUCUGGAAGGAACUGGCCUUAGCGAUGCCUCGCCUGCUCAUCUUCCACUCUGAGUACGCCGGCGACCCACAGAUAGUGCUGCAGGACGACAAAGACCCCAUGCUGACCCUCGAACCCGACUACUUGAACUGCCACUCAGACACAGACCCUGCUGGAGAUCUGGGGAUUCGCCUCCCUGUGUACAGGACUCUGGCCCGUAAAGCUCCGAUCUUCCCCUCUGCUCCCGUCACAGCCACUGAGCCCAAACCCUUGGAUGUCGACGUAUCAGACUUGGGAUCCCGCAACUACGGAACACGUUCAGACUUCUACUGUUUAGUCACUGAGGACAUUUAAGCCACAUUCCCGUCAGCUUUGCCAAUCCCCUUUAAAAUGGCUUUUUUACUGUAUUCAUUCGUGUUUCUUGUCUUUCAUGGACACUCGUCUCCUGUGUUUAGUUGAAAUCGUAAAGUUGGGUUGUUGUGUAAAAUGUUUUAUAGAAAACUGAUCAAGUAAAAACCUCUAUUUUAUUAGGGAAAUAAUUUAUGGAUAUAAAAAAAUGUAAUAAAUACAGCCUCUUUCUGUCAUCCAGCAGAGGGCAGAGUAGAGUCUGAUAACCUGCAGGAA
This is a messenger RNA of Solea solea (common sole), 2019 nucleotides long. RefSeq names its product single immunoglobulin and toll-interleukin 1 receptor (TIR) domain (gene sigirr). NCBI's taxonomy places the organism in Eukaryota, Metazoa, Chordata, Actinopteri, Pleuronectiformes, Soleidae. Gene Ontology annotation, biological process: signal transduction. Bases 181 to 1749 code for a protein of 522 amino acids. The record is from RefSeq and is a predicted model, not a curated record. The transcript has 10 exons.